This is a messenger RNA of Naumovozyma dairenensis CBS 421, 525 nucleotides long. It is a transcript of the gene EGD2, whose product is annotated as Egd2p. Lineage: Eukaryota; Fungi; Ascomycota; Saccharomycetes; Saccharomycetales; Saccharomycetaceae. Gene Ontology annotation, biological process: protein targeting to membrane. The coding region runs from base 1 to 525 and encodes 174 amino acids. The transcript has a single exon. Gene Ontology annotation, cellular component: nascent polypeptide-associated complex; cytoplasm. The record is from RefSeq and is a predicted model, not a curated record.
AUGUCUAUCCCAGCUAACUCCAACGUCACCAUCUUGAACAAGAACGAAAAGAAGGCCAGAGAAUUAAUCGGUAAAUUGGGUUUAAGAUUAGUCCCAGGUAUCAUCAGAGUUGCCUUCAGAAAGAAGAACAACGAAAUUGUCGCCAUUGAAAAACCAGAAGUUUACAGAUCUGUCGGUGGUAACUACGUUGUCUUUGGUGAAGCUAAAGUAGACGAUUUCACUCAAAAAUUAGCUGCUGCUCAACAACAAGCUGCCUCUUCAGGGAUCUUACCAAGUAACGAAGAUAUCGCUACCAAGUCUCCUCAAGAUAUUCAAGCUGAUAUGGAAGCUGCCGCUACUGGUGCCCUUGAUGAAGCUAUCGCUGCUGUCGAAGAAGAUGACGCAGAAGUUGACGCAGGGGAUUUAUCUAAGGAAGAUAUCGAUUUGGUCAUUCAACAAACCAAUGUCACUAAGAACAAAGCUAUUAAGGCUUUGAAAGAACAUAACGGUGAUAUCGUUAACGCUAUCAUGUCUUUAUCCAAGUAA